AUGGAGCAUGCGAGGCCUCCGUCGGAAUUGUGUCUGGAUGGCAGCCCCGUCAGCAGGGCUGACGCGUGGCAACGAUGGAAAACGCAGUUUAAGUUGUUUUUAAAAGCAUCGGGGGUGCAUAAGGAGGAGCCGGGUGUGCAAGCUAGUCUGCUCAUCAAUUUAAUCGGUGCUGAUGGUUUCGACAUUUAUGAAACGUUCACUUUCGAGAGCGACGAAGAACGAGAUGACAUCAACAUAGUGCUAAAAAAGUUUGAUAUAUAUUUCGGAGUAAAAAUUAAUAUAACGUUGGCGAGAUAUAACUUUUUUAGUCGUAACCAAGAACAGGGCGAGACUAUUAGUCAAUACGUAGUGGCGUUAAGACUACUGAGUAAAAACUGUGCUUUCGCAUCGUUGGAGGAGGAAUUGAUUCGCGAUCGCAUAGUAUGUGGAAUUCGAAGCGGGGUCGUGCGGGACCGCCUAUUAAGAGCGGAAGACCUGACCCUAGACAAAGCGAUCAAGAUCUGUGAAGCGGACGAGGUAUCCGCCGACAGCAGUCGGUGCCUGGAGGCGCGCGGCGCCUGCGUGGCCGCGGUGGCGGUGCGCGGGGCCGGCGGCGCGGGCGGCGGGGCCGGCCGGCGGCCGCGCGGCGGUGGCUACGGUCGCGGGCGCUCGCGGGGCCGAGUGGCGCCCGCGCAUAUGCAAGUGCAGUGUCGCGGAUGUGGUCGGAAAUGCACGCCCGGGGCGUGCCCGGCGCAAAAUGUACAGUGUUUUAUGUGUCAUAACUACGGUCAUUUCGCGAGAAUGUGUGAGUCAGUAAGUGUAAAAAAAAUGUAUGACAUCGACAUGUGUGAUGAAGCCGCGAACGGUGAGAAGCAGGAUGACUGUGAGUUGUUUUUUAUUUCUAUGCUAACCGAUGUGUCGGUGGUUAAGAACGCGACCACUACGGCAUCUCGUGACGAAUGGUACGAACUUUUAAAAUGUGACGGUGGUACCGAGAAAUUCAAACUAGAUUCGGGAGCCGAUAUAAAUGUGUUAUCAUAUGAACGAUUUAAAUCCUUAGGGUUUGUUGAUUCGAUCUUGGAAAAUAGAAAUAACAUAAAAUUACAAUCUUAUAGUGGAAAUAUUAUACCUAUAAGAGGAGUAUGUAAAUUAAGAUGGUAUCAUAAAAGUUACAAAUAUGACUUGUUUUUUGCUAUUGCUAACAUACUUUGUGAAAGUGUGCUGGGCCGUCAGACGUGUAUAAAUCUGGGAUUAAUUAAGCGUUGUGAUAGUGUUCGCAUAAGCGAUUAUAAUGAUUUAUUUGAAGGUUUGGGCUGUUUACCGGGUGAAUACCAUAUCGUAGUGAAUAGUUGUGUCCAGCCGGUGGUGAGCGCGCCACGUAAGGUACCUCUAGCGUUGCAGGAUAAAUUAAGGACUGAAUUAGACAGAAUGAUAGGACUGGGGGUUAUAAGAAAGGUCAGUCACCCCACACCUUGGGUAAAUUCAGUAGUGAUAGUGGCGAAAAAAAAUGGCGAUUUGAGAAUUUGUUUAGAUCCGCGGCCUUUAAAUUGUGCUAUUCAGAGGGCUCACUUUCAGUUACCAACGGUUACGGAAAUAGCUACGAAAUUACAAGGUGCAAUUUACUUCUCAGUUCUUGAUGCCAAUUCUGGUUUUUGGGCGAUAAAACUAGAUGAACCGAGCGCUGAUUUAUGUACUUUUAGUUCGCCUUUCGGACGUUAUCAAUAUACUAGAUUACCGUAUGGUUUAAACUGUGCGCCAGAGGUGUUCCAUGCAACGGUAAAACAGCUGUUAGAAGGCUUAGACGGUGUGGAUUCUUUUGUCGAUGACAUUAUCUGUUGGGGGCGGACAAAACAAGAGCAUGACGAUAGGUUACAAGCAUUAUUAGAGAGAGCACGUAAAAUAAAUUUAAAAUUUAAUAAAAAUAAGUGUAAAAUAUGUGUACAGGAAGUCACAUACUUAGGACAUAUUUUUAAUAAAGACGGAAUGAAACCGGACUGCUCCAAGGUCACAGCGAUCAAAGAGAUGCCCGUCCCUACUGACAAAAAAUCGUUAGAAAGAUUUUUAGGAGCAGUAAACUAUUUGUCCAAAUUUAUACCAAAUUAUUCGGAUAGAACAUUUCCAUUGACCGGUCUGCUGAAGAAAGAUAUUGAAUGGAUGUGGGGGAGUAGCCAUCAGCGCGCGGUUGAUGAAUUGAAACAUUUAAUUAGCGUCGCGCCCGUGCUGGCGCUGUACGACGUGCGCGCACCCGUCGUGGUGUCGGUGGACGCGAGCGCGGUGGCACUGGGCGCCGUGUUGUUACAGGCGGGCCGCCCCGUCGAGUAUGCCUCGCGCACACUUACAGACACCCAGUCUCGGUAUGCGCAGAUCGAAAAAGAAUUGCUCGCAAUUGUGUUCGCUUGUGAGAAGUACCACCAGUAUAUUUAUGGUAAGAAAAAUGUAAUUGUCGAAACUGACCACAAACCAUUAGAAAAUAUAUUUAAAAAACCAUUGCAAUCGGUCCCAGCACGCUUGCAACGUAUGUUGCUACGACUUCAGGGUUACGAUUUGAAUGUUACUUAUAAGCCGGGUAAAUAUAUGUACCUCGCUGACACACUGUCGCGCGCGCCUCUGUCGAUUCCUUAUGAUGAUUCAGUUAGUAGAGGUAAUUCAUAUCAAAUUAACCUAUUAAUGAGUCAAGUCAAAAUGUCACAAAAUAAAUUGCAACUCGUGAGGAACGAGACUGAAAAGUGUGAAGUUUUAAGUCAGCUAAUGAAAUACAUAAAUGCGGGAUGGCCGUCUAAUAAAUAUGACGUAAUAGAAAAUUUAAAAUUCUACUGGUCUAUUAAAGAAGAUCUAUUUAUAGUUGAUGGUGUAAUUUUUAAAAGUAACUUAGUGAUAAUUCCGGAUUCAUUAAAAACAGAAAUGUUAAAAAUAAUUCAUGACGGCCAUCUUGGAAUUGAUCGAUGUAAGAGGCGAGCACGAGAGGUAUUGUUUUGGCCGGGAAUAACAAAAGAUAUUGAACUUUAUGUGAAGAGAUGUGCAGUGUGCCAGGAAUAUUCAAACGCGCCGGCCCGGGAACCAAUGUUGCCUGUUGAGAUUCCUAUAUUACCUUGGAAUAAAGCUAUGAAAGAGAUUUUUGCUAGACAUGGCAUACCAGAAGUGUUAGUUAGUGACAAUGGUACACAGUUCACUAGUAGAGAAUUUAAAAAAUUUGCCUCAGAAUGGGGAUUUGACCAAAUCACGACUUCGCCAAAUUAUGCACAAGCAAAUGGUAAAAGCGAACGCGCUGUACAAACAGUAAAGCAUAUUUUAAAGAAAUCGAUUACUAGUGGAUCAGAUUUUUAUCUAAAUUUGUUAAGUUACCAUAAUACGCCGCGUGACAGUUUGAGUUCUCCUGCACAAAUGCUGAUGGGACGUAGACUUAAAUGUAGGUUGCCUGUGCAUCCUGAUGUAUUAAAGCCAAAAGUGAUAAGUCCAGUACAACAUGAUGUUUUGAUAGAAAAACAAAUAAAAAGUAAACAAUAUUAUGACACUCACAGUAAAAUAUUGCCUAAAUUAAAGUCAGGAGAUAAUCGAGAUUAA
This is a messenger RNA of Achroia grisella, 3540 nucleotides long. RefSeq lists its product as uncharacterized. NCBI's taxonomy places the organism in Eukaryota, Metazoa, Arthropoda, Insecta, Lepidoptera, Pyralidae. Gene Ontology annotation, molecular function: nucleic acid binding. The coding region runs from base 1 to 3540 and encodes 1179 amino acids. The transcript has 3 exons. Gene Ontology annotation, biological process: DNA integration. The record is from RefSeq and is a predicted model, not a curated record.